Molecule: messenger RNA, 2490 nt
Organism: Sodiomyces alkalinus F11
Lineage: Eukaryota; Fungi; Ascomycota; Sordariomycetes; Glomerellales; Plectosphaerellaceae
Product: FAD/NAD(P)-binding domain-containing protein
Exons: 2
Coding region: 442-2235 (597 amino acids)
Molecular function (GO): N,N-dimethylaniline monooxygenase activity; flavin adenine dinucleotide binding; NADP binding
Source: RefSeq, a predicted model, not a curated record
UGUCUGAGGCUAGGGUCUAACGACCGAUGCUCUGCCGCCCCCCCGCCCCCUUAGUGUAACCCUUAGGAUGGGGGAUGCUGGAAAACGCCAGCCUUCCCUACCCAUUGCCUACUCGCCUCUUCGUGCCAUAAUAACGGCAUGCCAUGCCUUUCACCGUCUCUGCACUCCAUCCCCGCUAAGCUGUGGACAGACCUGGUCUUCCUGCAUAUAUAUCUUCAGUAGUUCGCAACCAUCUCUGCCCAUGCACUUCAUCAUCCUCACAUCUCUACAACUCUUCCCUUCUGCGGUUUGUCUGCCUCCCUCUCAAGUAUUCAAGUGGCCGUUGGAGAGUUGAGCAUUUGUCUUCUCUGUCCUUUUUUGCCCCUUAUUAACCCUGUCCCCUUUUCCCUCAUCAUUACCGGGAUACACGACAAACCCACCCACACACACAUAUAUAUCACAAUGGCCAACUACGUGUCACCAGAGUCGAUCAAGGCGGGAGCUCGCGAUACCUCCCAGAGACUCGACAAUCCCAUCCACAAUGAGAGACAGAUCCGUGUCAUCUGCAUCGGCGCCGGUGCCUCCGGUCUUCUGGUCGCCUACAAGCUGCAGAAGCACUUUACCAACUACUCCCUGACCGUCUACGAGAAGAACGAGGCCGUAGCCGGCACCUGGUUUGAGAACAGGUAUCCUGGCUGCGCUUGCGACGUCCCCUCGCACAACUACACUUGGAGCUUCGAGCCCAACCUCAGCUGGUCCGCCGUCUACCCCCCCUCCAACGAGAUCUUCGACUACUUCGAGGGCUUCGCCAGGAAGUACUGCCUGCACCAGUACGUCAAGGUGCGCCACCAGGUCGUCGGCGCCGCCUGGGACCACGUCAACGGCGGCUACACCGUCCAGGUGCAGGACCUGGCCACCGGCAAGAUCACCACCGACCACUGCGACAUGCUCGUCAACGCCGGCGGCGUGCUCAACCACUGGAAGUGGCCCGCCAUCCCCGGCCUCGACAAGUACAAGGGCGUCCUCCUCCACACCGCCAACUGGGACGAGUCGGUCUCGCUCGAGGGCAAGGUGGUCGGCCUCAUCGGCAACGGCUCCUCCGGCAUCCAGGUCCUCCCCGCCAUCCGGGACAAGUGCAAGAAGGUCACCACCUUCAUCCGCGAGCCCACCUGGGUCUCCCCCGUCCAGGGCAUGGAGCAGCACAAGUACACGCCCGAGGAGCGCCGCGCGUUCGCCGAGAAGCCCGGCGCCCUGCUCGACUACCGCAAGAACAUCGAGUCCGGGCUCAACGGCCAGUUCGGCAUCUUCCUCAAGGAGAACCGCGUCAACAUCGACACCCACGCCUACAUGAAGCAGCAGAUGAAGGAGAAGCUCAACAACGCCUUCCUCGAGGAGAAGCUCAUCCCCGACUGGAGCGUCGGCUGCCGCCGCCUGACCCCCGGCGUGGAUUACCUCGAGUCCCUGACCAAGCCCAACGUCCAGGUCGUCUACGGCGAGAUCCUCGAGGUCACCGAGAAGGGCUGCCUCUGCGACGACGGCAACGAGUACCCCGUCGACGUGCUCAUCUGCGCCACCGGCUUCGACACCUCCUUCCGCCCCCGCUUCCCCGUCGUCUCCCCCUCGGGCGAGAACCUGCAGGACAAGUGGGCCAAGGUGCCCGAGUCGUACCUGGGCAUCGGCGUCGCCGGCUUCCCCAACUACUUCUGCAUGCUGGGCCCCAACUGCCCCAUCGGCAACGGGCCCGUGCUGUCCGCCAUCGAGGCGCAGUGCGACUGGAUGCUCAAGAUCAUGGACCGCUUCCAGAGCACCAACAUGGCGCGCAUCGCGCCCAAGGAGGAGGCCGUGCGCGACUUUGUCGAGUUCAAGGAGUGGUUCAUGAAGCGCACCGUCUGGUCCGACCCGUGCCGCUCUUGGUACAAGCCCGGCCCGGACGGCCCCGUCGUCGCCCUCUGGCCGGGCUCCACCCUGCACUACAUCGAGGCCAUGAGCCACGUCCGCUUCGACGACUUCGACAUCACCUACGCCGGCAACCGCUUCGCCUUCCUCGGCAACGGCUACUCCCAGACCGAGCUCGACCCGACCGCCGACUGGGCCUACUACAUCCGCGAGCGCGACGACGACGCCCCCCUCUCCACCGGCGGCAGGCGCAAGCUCAUCUCCAAGACCGGCACCGUCACCACCCGGGACGUUGUCGUCUUUAGCGGCAACAAGGAGGAGGCGGAGCGCGUCAAGGCCGAGACUUCGGCGAAGCUCUGAGCGGAGCAGAAGAAAAGGAUGGUGGUGAUGAGAUGAGAGGAUCCCGCGGUGUACUGGUAUAAAGAGGAAUUGCGUGGACCGUGUUCGUGUUUGUUGGAAAGGAGGGGGGAGUUAAUUAUGUAAACUUUGUUGUUUCUGUCGGCAUAGACACGGCGGACGGCAGUUUUCUGUGUCUAUUGUAUAUAGCCAUUUUUCGUCUUGUCUUGACCGGGCAUAGCAGUAGCAUUCUUUAUGAUACAUGUUUCCAGGCCAGCG